GGGGGUACCUGUAUGAGCUCGCUAGGAGACUGCAUGUACACUCGACAGCUGCGACAACCCAGGAGCGGAGCUCAUAGGGGUCAGCCGCGCAUACUUAUAUAUCAUCCCGCCGUCUCCCUCGCGUUACAGCAACCCCCCAUCCUCUCCCUUGCCCUCAUACCCCGCUAACGUUGUACCUCACCGUCAGCUUCGACGCCUCAGCAUGAUCAUGACUUCCCUGAACUUUGUGGACAAGGGCCUACUGAACUCCAGUCUAUGCCUUGAUGACGGACGCGUGCAGUUCACGACGAAGACGAAGAGGAACUGGAUUGGAAGGACGAAGGAGACGCGAUUACUCCGCGGGACUUCGGACUUGUCUGUCGCGUCGAUUCAGUGGCGGAACAAAGCCUUCGAAAUCAACGAGAAGACGUACUCAAUCAAACAGCUCAGGACGAAGUCCAGCUGUUGGACGCAGAAGUCUCAAUGGCAAUGGGGAUCGAGGACGUACUCCGUUAAGUGGAAGAAAGGCGGCUGGAUGAUAUUCCCUCCAUCUUCCUCUGACCCAAUAGCGACGCUGAAGCCGCGGAAACUGCGUCUAUUCCACAAGGACGUACCAGCGAGAGUUACACUUCCAUCCUCUCACUAUGGGAGCCUCAGCGACGAUGCCCUGUUCUUCCUUGUGCUCCUGAUUCACUUGCAAGCUACAAAAGAGCGGAAUGAGGGCAAGGCCGAAGCUGCUGGGGCUGCGGGAGACAUUGCAGGCGCGGUCGCGUCAGUGGCCACUUGACGAGAUAUCAAAGUCUCUCUGUUAUAAUUGAUACGUUCACAUGCCUGAGUAAUUCGUGCUUGUGAACAAUUGUACCCGCUCUGCCAGUCCAAAACUGCGUCGAACCGUGACCAAUCACACAAACGAC
Messenger RNA from Schizophyllum commune H4-8, 893 nucleotides. RefSeq lists its product as uncharacterized. Bases 203 to 766 code for a protein of 187 amino acids. The record is from RefSeq and is a predicted model, not a curated record. Lineage: Eukaryota; Fungi; Basidiomycota; Agaricomycetes; Agaricales; Schizophyllaceae. The transcript has 5 exons.